ACCCCCGCCUUCUCCGCCGCUGUGAUCUUCCUUCUUUCUCCUAUAGACAGAAAAGGAAAGUAGAAGAACAGGAAAAGUGUCUUCAUUUUCUUCAGCAAAGUUCUUCAGGGGUCCUGUUUCCUCCAUUUUCGUUAUCGGUUUGCACUUAUCUCGAUCGGGCCACUCUGUUUUUCGGGGGUGUUCGCUGUUUUCUCUGCUCAUUGAUUUGGUUGGAUAGAAGGGAAGGAUGGCCGAGAACGCUAGAGUUUCGGGCCACCGAACCCUCACCGGCCUGCUGAAGAAGGCCGCCGCCGAGUUCCCCGACCGGCGAGCGCUUGCUCUCUCUGGCAAGUAUGAGCUUACGCACGGCCGGCUCGACGAGCUCGUCGACCAGGCCGCCGACCGUCUUCUCCGCCUCGGCGUCCGACGCGGCGAUGUCGUUGCACUUACCUUCCCCAAUACCAUCGAGUUCGUGGUGGCUUUCCUGGCGGUGAUCCGAGCCCGGGCCACGGCCGCACCACUCAACUCGGCCUACACCGCCGACGAGUUCGAGUUCUAUCUCUCCGACUCCGAAUCGAGGCUCCUCCUGACCCCUGCCGAAGCCGCCAGCAACUCCGCCUCCGUCAUCGCCGCGGCGAAGCUCGGUAUCCCCCGGGUCGCCGUCUGCAUCGAUCCCUCGACCCUCUCUGUUUCCAUCGCUGGAAAUCUCCUCGUGGAUGAGCACCAGUCGGACUCCUCUCUCUCCUCGGUUAUCAACGAUGCCGACGACGUGGCGCUCUUUCUCCACACUUCCGGCACUACCAGCCGGCCCAAGGGCGUUCCCCUGACCCAGCAAAACCUCGGUGCCUCCACCCAGAACAUCGUCGGGGUCUAUGAGCUCUCCUCCACCGACGCCACCGUCAUCGUCCUCCCCCUCUUCCAUGUCCACGGUCUGCUUGCGGGCCUUCUCUCCCCGCUCACGGCCGGAGCAUCGGCCGUCCUCCCAGCAGCAGGCCGCUUCUCUGCCUCGACGUUCUGGGCGGACAUGCGGGCGUACGGGGCCACGUUCUAUACCGCGGUGCCCACCAUCCACCAGAUCCUCCUCGACCGCCACGCUUCCAAGCCCGAAACCGACUACCCGAAGCUGAGGUUUAUCCGUAGCUGCAGCGCCUCGCUCGCCCCUGCCGUGCUGGAUCGGUUGGAGAAGGCCUUCGGCGCGCCCGUGCUAGAGGCCUACGCCAUGACGGAAGCCUCCCACUUGAUGGCAUCCAAUCCUUUGCCCCACCGCGGCCCACACAAGCCGGGCUCAGUUGGCCGGCCGGUGGGUCAGGAGAUGGCGAUCCUGGACGAGAAUGGUGUGAUCCAGAGGGCGAACGCGAACGGCGAGGUGUGCAUACGAGGGCCCAACGUAACCAAGGGGUACAAGAACAACCCCGAAGCCAACAAGGCGGCCUUCGGGUUCGGUUGGUUCCACACGGGUGACCUUGGAUACAUGGACUCAGAUGGCUAUCUUCACCUCGUUGGCCGAAUCAAGGAACUCAUCAACCGUGGAGGAGAGAAGAUAUCGCCCAUUGAGGUGGACUCGGUUAUGCAAUCGCACCCAGAUGUUGCUCUGGCGGUUGCCUUUGGCGUUCCCGACGACAAAUACGGCGAAGAGAUCAACUGCGCGGUGGUGCCGAGGGACGGAGCGUCGAUAGACGAGGCGGAGUUCUUGCGCUUCUGCAAGAAAAACUUGGCGAGCUUCAAGGUGCCCAAGAGGGUGUUCGUUGCCGACAGCUUGCCGAAGACGGCGACCGGCAAGAUUCAGCGAAGGCUGGUGGCGGAGCACUUCCUGGCCAAGGUUUCUGCUGCGAAGGUGCCCAAGUUCGGAGCCUAGAAAGUGGGGUAGUUGUGCUCCCAGGAGGGAGAAAUUAAGUGCGAGGCAAGUGUUAGGAAAGAAUAGCAGUAGCGGAUUACUGUAGCAAGUGUAGGUUUUGCGGGCUUGAAUUCCGUGUCAAAGUCCUUUUCCUCCUUUGCUUGUGGCUCCUCUCUCCUCUUUCCUCCUUGCAAGAAAAAAAGGGGUGCGAGGAGAAGCAUUUGAGGGGAGUUCCAGCAUUAUCAUUUAUAUAAAUCUGUCUGUUGGCAUUCGUUUAUUAAAUUCGAUUUCAUAUUUAUGACUC
Molecule: messenger RNA, 2117 nt
Organism: Nymphaea colorata (pocket water lily)
Lineage: Eukaryota; Viridiplantae; Streptophyta; Magnoliopsida; Nymphaeales; Nymphaeaceae
Product: probable CoA ligase CCL9
Exons: 4
Coding region: 227-1834 (535 amino acids)
Biological process (GO): fatty acid metabolic process
Molecular function (GO): medium-chain fatty acid-CoA ligase activity
Source: RefSeq, a predicted model, not a curated record